Molecule: messenger RNA, 2393 nt
Organism: Populus euphratica (Euphrates poplar)
Lineage: Eukaryota; Viridiplantae; Streptophyta; Magnoliopsida; Malpighiales; Salicaceae
Product: fasciclin-like arabinogalactan protein 12
Exons: 2
Coding region: 812-1558 (248 amino acids)
Biological process (GO): plant-type secondary cell wall biogenesis
Cellular component (GO): plasma membrane
Source: RefSeq, a predicted model, not a curated record
UUUUUUUUCAGAAAGUUUUCUUAAAUCAAUCAUUUUAAUUUAUUCAGGAAAUCUUCAAAUACCUAACCGCAGACAAAAAGAAACUGUUUCAAAUCUAGUACCUAACAGUAGACAAAAUGUUCCAUACCCAAUCAAGAUGGGAUGAGGAUAUUCAGGGGUGGAAUUGGCACAUAAAAAAAUAAUAAAAACGAACCCAGUCUCAAUUUUCUAAUAAAAUCAAUGACCCCUUAGCAAAACUUUGGGAUUUGAAACCAUGGAAUUUAGUUGCACAUUGGGAUUUGAUUUGGGCUGCUGAAAACCGAAGACCAAUGGUGCAUCCUCCUCCUCCAGAAUUAGCAGGCCAGGCUAGGCCAGGCUAUGUGAACGUGAAACUGAGUGAAAAGGCCAGACCUUCUGUCUGAUGCGGACAGACAGACCUCAGCUAUACAGUUAUCCAGCACCUUUUUGUUUCCCAGUACUGUAUCAUCACGGUUUUGCUGCCUUCGCAAGCAAAAUAGUUGCUGAAACAUUGACAUUAAUCUUCACCUUUCAAAGUAAAUUGGAUAAAAUGUAUAGCAAAGCAGCACAGGUUGUAGCAAGUGGAUGCCCUCCUCCACCUUCUCCUGACUCAGAUAAGCUACACUUUCGUUACUAUAAUUGCACCACAGCACCUUACUUCACUUCUCUCCACCAACAGGCUAGCUACCAUGAUUAUAUAUAUAUAUAUAUAAACUCUCUCUAGCUAGCUCUUUGCAAAUCAAACGCUCAAGGAAACAAAUCAUCUACGUAUUUUUUUCAUUCUGUACAAUACAGGCCACACCUCUGCCCAACAAUGCAACAAUUUAUCUUAUUAUUCUGGCUCCUCUUCCUCCUCCAUACUUGCUCCAAAACAUUUUGCCAAUCACCAGCACAGUCACCAGUAGCGACUCAGACAAAGGCACCAGUGCCGCCGCCACCCCCAGCUGGCCCUACAGACACUAUCCAAAUCCUCUUAAAAGCUGGCCGCUUCUUAUCCUUUGUCCGCCUGAUGAAAGCUACCCAUGUGGAUACCCAGUUAUUUUCCCAGCUUAACAGCUCAACCGAUGGCAUAACCAUGUUUGCGCCAAAUGAUCACGCAUUUUCAAGCCUAGUUGCUGGGGCCGUAGACUCCUUAAACGAUAGGGGAAAACUCGAGUUUGUGCAAUUUCACAUACUACCAAGACUUCUUUCAAUUUCCGAUUUCCAGACUCUAAGUAACCCUGUAAAAACCCUGGCAGGAUCAGACCGGAAGUUCCCGCUUACUAUAACCACCAGUGAUCACUCAGUGACAGUAAGUUCAGGGCUUACGAAAACAAGCAUAUCAAACACUAUAUACACAGACAAGCAAGUUGCUAUUUAUGAGGUCGACAAGGUGCUAGUUCCUCAAGAUCUUUUCCCACCGGCGCCACCAGCUCCAGCACCGGCAAAGCCUCUCGCAAAGCCUGAUCCUGUUGCUCCCAGGGAUGCUUCUGGUGCACUAGUUACUGCUUUGCAGCAUCGUGUUAACGUUGUGCUCUUCGGGGCUGGCCUAUAUGUAGCUGCUCUUGUAAUGGAUCCAUAAGAUAUUUUUAAGUGGGGCCAAUGACUCGAAUGGUAUUUAUAAUUCUGGAUAAAAAAGUUGAACGAGCAAACCACAUAAAACUUGGUGAGAGAUUUUAUAAUUCUGCCUUUAUUUUUUUCUCUUGUUUUGUUUUACUUUUUCCGGAACGCCUGAUAUAAAUAAAUUUUAGUAAUUGACCUCAACCAACUAAACUGAGACAACAUAAAGGCUGAUUUAUUGAAAUGAAAAUACGGGAGCAAAUUGACAGCUGACCACAAAAAUAACCUCAGACUCCAUUAAACGAUCGUCCUGGAUACAUGUUUUGCACAGCAAAAGAAUCAAUGCAUUAUCCAAUUGGCACCCCACAUUCAUCAUAAAUUUCUACUUCCAGCCCUGGGCUGCUGCUGCUGCUCCUGCUCCUAACUAGUGAACCAACACCAGUACAUGUUGAUGAUGAGGGGGGAGGGGAGUUACAGAGUUAAGAGUUAUCAUUAGUUGUUUAGAAGUUGAAACGAGGAGGGAAACCGGUGAUGAAUCCGGCAAGUUCAGGCAGGAAAUGCUUGUUGCUAGCAACUUGCCAUUUUCUCCGUGAGGUGAGACACAGAGCCGCCAGCAUUUACCGAACUCCCCAAUUAUCAUAAAUGAAACCUCCUCAAAUCAUAUCAUCAAUUCUCUUGGCAAGAAGCUACCACUAAUUAUUGUUGGAUUUUCCAAGCCCAGCAUUUUAUCUUCUACAAUCUUAUUUUUUCCAACUCUAAGAUAUACAUGUAGUUAUUGAUUUCUCAAAUUCAAAUUCGUCUGCAGCAACCAGGAUGUUCCUCGAUUCAAAUUCUAGAAAAAAGAAUUACUGACUCUA